Molecule: messenger RNA, 1312 nt
Organism: Arvicanthis niloticus (Nile rat)
Lineage: Eukaryota; Metazoa; Chordata; Mammalia; Rodentia; Muridae
Gene: Dusp28
Product: dual specificity phosphatase 28
Biological process (GO): protein dephosphorylation
Cellular component (GO): cytoplasm
Source: RefSeq, a predicted model, not a curated record
GAGCUGAUGAGGUCGCCUCCUAGUGGCCAGAGCAAGGAACACGCAACUCUCGGCCCCUAGAUGACCCCAGGGUCGCAGGGGUCAUGGGCACCUCUGAGGCCGCACUGCCGCCGUUCGCGCGCGUCGCCCCCGCGCUCUUCAUCGGGAAUGCGCGAGCCGCGGGUGCGACGGAGCUGCUGGUGCGCGCGGGCAUCACUCUGUGCGUCAAUGUCUCCCGACAGCAGCCCGGGCCGCGCGCACCCGGAGUGGCCGAGCUGCGCGUACCCGUGUUCGACGACCCAGCCGAGGACCUGCUGACACACCUGGAGUCCACCUGCGCCGCCAUGGAGGCCGCGGUGCGCGACGGCGGCUCCUGCCUCGUGUACUGCAAGAAUGGCCGCAGUCGCUCAGCCGCCGUCUGCACCGCCUACCUCAUGCGGCACCGCGGUCACAGCCUGGAUCGCGCCUUCCAGAUGGUGAAGAGCGCCCGCCCGGUAGCCGAGCCCAAUUUGGGUUUCUGGGCUCAGCUGCAGAAGUAUGAACAGACCCUUCUGGCCCAGGCCAUCCUGCCCCGGGAACCCACUGAUACAGAGUAAGCUGCACCGUUCAGCUGCUGGGUGACCAAGCGUCUACACUGAAAGGUGUUCCCUCCCUCCUUUUUCUACUAGCAGCUGGCCUCGGGUGUCGCCCCAUCUUGACGGUAGUACAGAAGUGUCUACUGAAUGGGGGACUUCGUUUAUUCAUCGGGUUUUGGUCAAAUCCGAACUAACACGUUUUAGGUAGAGAAACUGCGUGAAGGAUAGAGUUUGGGAAGCCUAUGGACAGUUGACAGAGUCCUAGCUGCCUGCUCCAAGGGAGUGCCUGGGUUUGGAGGCAGAACCUCUCUGCUUCCCAAACUUCUGGUCCCUUAGACAUGAACAUAGAGUCUCCCAGCAGGAGGAAUUCAUGGGCCCACCAUCUUUGACUUACAGCUGCUAUGCCCUGGAAGGGAGGCAGUGCAGACAGCGACUGAGGCUGUCCACCUGCCACCUCCCGCCUCAUUACUUAACCUGUAUCAACACCAACGCCUGACCUGGCGUUGUCAAGUUACAUAUGCCCUGUGCGCUAUCUUCCCCAGCUGGCAGGCAGGCCCAUCCAUUGCCAUCUUGUGUUGAUUGCUCUUGUAGUUCAGACACGGCCUUGCUUAGACAUCUGUUUCCGUAAGAGCCCUGCAAAUGUAGCCACGACUUAAAGAAGUGGGUGAAGAGCAAAGAACAACCUGGGCUACGUGUACAUUACAGAUGUGUGUCCACUGGUUAAUCCGGUGAAUAAACAAAGUGAAUAAAACCCCCGA